Messenger RNA from Rotaria sordida, 1060 nucleotides. The record is from the annotation of a GenBank genome assembly. NCBI's taxonomy places the organism in Eukaryota, Metazoa, Rotifera, Eurotatoria, Philodinida, Philodinidae.
GAAGAAGAAGGAAAAACACGUCGUGAUCAAGUUGUUACAUUACAAGAUCAUGUUAUAGAACAAAUGCCUGAAUAUAUAAAACAAGGUCUUUUUCAAAACAUAAAUGAACGUGUUUGGCCAAUAUCAAGAAAUAUUCCAAUUAGAGAAGUAGAAGAUCGUCUUUUUGAUUUAAUACAACCAUUUGUUCGAAAUGGUCAAAUUGAAUUAAUUCCAGAAAAUUUACAUGAACAAUCAGAAUGUCUUAUUAAAGGUAAUUUUGAUAUAUUAGUUGGUGCAGAUGGUUCUAAUUCAUUUGUACGUCGUUAUUGUAAUAUUCAAAUGAUAAGUGAAGGUCUUGAAUAUGCAUGUGGUGUCGCUUAUAAUAUUCCAAAUAAUAUUCCAUCAUCAGAAGAACCACUUCAUCAAGCACUUAAUUGUAUUUUAACUGCUUCUCAAACUCGCUAUUUAGUUAAUUCAUCAACAAGUCGUCGUGGUUAUUUAAAUAUUCGUCUAAUUCAAGAUGAAUAUAAGGAAUUACAAAAUCGUUUAGAAAUAUUUCAAUCACAUAAUGAACCAUUAGAUUUAUUAGAUUUUAAUAAAUGUCCACAAUCACCUAUCUGGACAAUUAUUCGACAAGGUUUACAAUUUUUUAAAAUUUCACCAAAAUAUGUUUUUCGUGUUAUACCUAUUGAAAUUAAUGUUCGACAUGCAUCAAUUGUUGUUCGUGAACUUCGUCAUGAAAUUGAUAAAAAUGAAAAACAAACUCCUAAUGAAUAUGAUGAAAAAAAAUAUAAAACUACGUUAGCUUUUCUUGUUGGUGAUGCAGCAAUGUGUGUUCAUUUUUGGCCUGGUCGUGGAAUGAAUAGUGGAAUGAAAGGUGCUAUAGCAUUAGCACGUAAUAUUCUUCGUUCAUGUACAAUAAAUAAUUCAAUAAAUAUACGUAGACCAUUACGAUUUUUGAAUUUUCUUGAUUAUGAAGGUUUUAUGGCUCGUCUUCGUGCACGUGAACAACAAGGUCGUUCAUUGCGUGUUUUAAUUGAUCCAAUUGAUAAAUCUGUUGAAGCAUCUUAUUCAUAUGCUC